This is a messenger RNA of Diversispora eburnea, 7209 nucleotides long. The record is from the annotation of a GenBank genome assembly. NCBI's taxonomy places the organism in Eukaryota, Fungi, Glomeromycota, Glomeromycetes, Diversisporales, Diversisporaceae.
AUGACAAAUUCGUUAAAUGAUAACGCUACAGGAGAAAAUUUGGCGGGACAUCAGUAUCCGGUUGCUCCCUUGGUCGAAAACUCUCCCACCUCAACAACAAACUUAAUGAUAACGCCGGCAACAAAUGUUGGCGGGUUAUCGCCUCACCCUGCGAUGUCCUUCAUGCACUGCCCUCCAAAUUAUACAUAUAACGUUCCUAACCUUACAAAUGUCAUUCCCAGUAUUGGCUCAUCCAAUUUCGAUAAUAAUAGUACUACUACGGUUCGACAAAUUCCAAAUGCCGACAACUCAGUCUCCGAUAAUAAACCUCCCGAAAUAAAAACUCCUGCCGACUAUACUUUAAAUAUUUUGUAUAGACAAUUUUAUAAAAGUGCAGACAAGAAAUUUGCAAAAAUCAUGAGCUUUAAUGUGGAUUGUGAACCUGAUUUUGGAGAUCAUAUUGGACCUGGUGUAGAUCAAUCUUUUGAUAAACUUAUUAAUUCUUUGGGAUAUGUUGCUAGGCACAAACCAAAACCCGUAAUUGAUUUAGUUAUGAGUUGGAGAAAAGAGAAACAAGAAUCAAAGCAUGAAGGACCCGAAGCUACUUUCCAUAAACGUCAUUUAAGUGAUAGUGCCAUACAAGUUACAUAUUAUAUAGUAUCUCGAGCACUUGUCGAAAUUGUUAAACAAUUGCAACCCGAAACUCUAAAAGAUGAUGUAGGGAAACAAAUGGAAGACCUUGUGUUCAAAAGGAUAUUUGAAUUAAAACCGGAAGAUGUAAAUAGAUCAAAGCAUAUAUCAGCGGUUUUUGAGUUAUACUCAGAACUUAUUGGUGGAUUAUCGAAGAUACGGUUUAUGUCUGUAUCUGAUAAAUUUAUUGCUAAACUAGAAGUAUUUGCUAAGUUACAUCCAAAUGCGUUAAAAGAACAAGAAAACAAGAUCGAAUUAUUAAUUAGAGGGAUGCAUCAUUUACAAUUAAAGAUAUAUCCAUUGGAAGCAUUAGAGGAAACGGCAGAAUUCUUGCAGAGUUUAGCAAAUUUUCUAAGAAUUGCUCAUGGAAUAAAAAUAAAACAUGCUUAUGCGGAAUUAUUUGUUAGAUUGUUAAUGCCUAUCGCAGGGGUAGCAGUUGCAGAAGUUAAUUUUCCUUCUUGGGUAAAAGCAGUCGAAAUUUUAUAUCCAAAGGCAUGGAAAAUGACAUUAAAACAAAGACAUUGGAGUGUGGCUUAUCCUCUUGUAACAACGUUAUUAUGUGUUAGUCAAAGAGAAUUUUUCUUAGCUCGCUGGAAUGAAUGUCUUUAUAUAUGUAUUCAAAAAUUCAAAGAUAAAUCUUUAAAACAUAUAGCCAUGGGAUGCGUAACACGUCUCCUAUGGACAUUUCUAUAUCGAUGUUCUGAAGGGACAAAUACAACGUAUAAAAAACUCGAUGAUAUAAUUAAAAAUUUAUUUCCUGCUCAUCGAAAGUCUAUUGUGCCUGGGGAUGUUCCCUUGGAUUUGUUCGUUCAAUUUGUACAUUUUGUGGGAAUUCGUCAUCACGACUAUUGUAUGAAGAACCUUAUUUUUAUGUUAAUGAAUUCAGACAAUAUAGCAUUAACACAUCCAUCAUUAGAAUGUAUAGCACCAGAAAGGAUGAAAAUUGGAAUGAGAUCUUUCAUGUUAUUGUUAUCCAAUAUGCAGGCAUCCGAGUCGCGCCCAGCAUUCCCUUCUAAUCCUAUUUUAGUUUCUUCUAAAUCUAUUCUUGGAUUAAGAAUUUCACCAGAUGUUCUUUCUGAUGACAUUUUAAAUCAAGCAGGAUUAAAAGAAAAUGUUGAAAAAUUUUGCGAUUUAGCUUGUAGGAUGGCGCAAAUCUUGGAUGCGCAUUUUGGACAUUUGACAGUUCUUGAAGAGAAAUUUUUAUGCAAGUUUCCUUUCACCCCUUCGUUAGCUACAGGGACAGGUCUUAGUGAAACUAGUGCUAUGAUCAUAUACAGCUUAAAUUCAAUGAAUAUUUCUUAUUCUAGAGAUAAACAACCAUAUUUUAAUUUAAUGCGAGAAUAUGUAGAUUCACUUCCUAGAUUAUUACCAAAUAAACCUAUUAGAAAUCGUAUUGUGGAAAUGUUAUGUCGAUAUACUGUACAUGUUGAUCCAGAUCUUGCUCGUUCAGCUUCAAUAGCUUUGUCACGCAUAGCUCAACAAUGUGGUGCAGAAAGAGUUAUAAUGAGUUUCUCUAAUUUUGUUCAUAAAAUCGAAGAUAAAUAUUCCGAUAUACUUAUUGGAGUGGGAAUGGGAAAAGAUACUAAAUUUAUAGGAAUAUUGAAAUUAUAUUAUGAUCUUUUACGACAAUGGUUAUAUCAAUUACAAAGUAAAAAAUAUAAUGAAUCAUCCGAUCAAUCUAAUAAUGCUACGAGUACACUUUCUCCUAGAAUGAUAGCGAAAACGAUCAAUGAAGUUGAGGAUCCAAGUAUAUGGACUAUCAUAGACGUUACUGAAGCAAAUGGAUUAUUGUUUCUUUGUAGUCAAUCAUGUAUCAUUAGAAAGUAUGCAAUACAGAUUCUUCGUAUUGUAGCAGAUUUAGAACUUGAAUUUAAUGAACGUAAAGAAAAAAAUAAUUCAACCCGUUCUCGACGGAAUACUACCGUUAGCAUAGAUAGUAAAUCAUCUGAUCCUGCUAAUCUACCCGAAGAUGAUGAAAAAAAUAUAGUUGAAAAUCGAAAUUUAGAUGCAUCUACGAUAAAGUUAUUUUAUUCGGCAUCUGAUAAUGAUGAUAAUAAUAUUCAAUAUACGCGAAUUACUCAUGUACUUAAUCGUGGUGGAGAGUUAAUUAAAUUUGAUACAGAAUCAUUUAAUUCUUUGUCAGUAUUUGAAAGUGUAAGGUUACAAAAGCUUCUACAACAAGGAAAGAAAAAUAUUCUUUUACGAUUAGUGGAAAGUGAAAUACCUGCAGACACUAUUAUUUGGUCUCGAUGUUUUCCCGAAUUUAUGAAAAUUUGUUUUUCUUAUUUCCCGAUGACGGUGGCAUUAUGUCGUAAUAAUGUUUGUAUUCGUAUUGUGAAAAUGCAAAUGUCAAUAGUUACCGCAUCCGAAACUCUUUUGCGUACACCUACCGCUACUUUAUCGAUGCCAAAAUUUCAUUAUCCAAAAGUUAGCAAUACAGCAACUGAUGAUGUAAUCGAACAAUGGAGAUCUUACCUAAUCGUCGCUUGUUCAACAAUUACAAUGGCAGAUGAAAUGACUGAACGAACUUCAACGCACAAUCGUAAACGUUCUCAACCACCACCACCUGAACGAAUUACAACUGCUAGGGAUUUGUUCCGAAUGGUUUUACCACUUUUGUCAUCCGAACAUCCUUUAAUAAGUGAGUCUGUAGUAACAGCAUUGGGUAAUGUUAAUGAAAAUGUUUACAAAAGUUUACUUGAAGACAUGCAACCAUACUUUAAAUCAGUAAUUGAAGAAUAUAAAAAUAAAAUUAGUAGACAACCUUAUACCAAUAUUCAUAAACGUGCAAAGAAAUGUGAAAAACUUCGUAUUGAACUUGCGCAUGUUUAUCAAUUAACAUCCCGUUUCCUUACUAAAGAAGAAUAUAUUAAAGAUUCCACUAUUCGCACUUGGAUAAUGACAUUUAUAAAAGAGACUUAUAAUUUUCUUCGUGACCCUGAUGUUUCUGCAGAAUGGGAUUUUGUUAGGCUUCGUCAAUAUUUCUGUGGUGUUACGGAAAAAUUUUAUGAUGGAUUAUGUUUAAUACAUAGUGAAUCAGACUUUGGUUCAGAAAUGAGAACUUAUAUUUUCAAAACGAUUGAAGACUGGUGUGGUCAUGGUCAAAGGGGUUUAAUGCAUCGAGCCAGAGAAGUAAAUUUACUUUCUGCGAUGGUUGAUCAUUACAAAGAUUCCGAAGAAAGACGACCUAUGACGACACAAAUGGAAAAUGAUCGAAAAUCUUUAGAAUUUGCUGCACUCAAUGCAAUGGCUUCAUUAUGUAGAGGUCCUUUAGCAUUAUAUGAUUUGAAUUCUACGAAAAACCCAAUUCCAAAAUCACUUGAUGCUGAAAGUGUAUUUGCUUGGAUCCAAUCAGUCUUCGAGGAUCCACAAGAUAAACUCCAUCCUAUUGCGAGAAAAGCUCUUGGUGGAUUACUUAUUUCGAAUUCGAAUAUACCAAAUUUUCUCGAAGUCCCUGUUCGUCUCUGUUAUUCAGGUCAUCCAACAUCUAAAAGUACGCAUGGUUAUUUUUUGUCAGUAGCGAAAGUUUUCUUUAAAGGUUUUGAUUACCCUUGUGAUCAAAGGGGAAAAAUGUUGGCACUUGCUUUAUUCAAAAUGGGAGAUGCAGAAUUAGAAAUUCGACAAAAUGCAUUAAAAUUAUUAAAAAUUAUUGAGGAAAAAUUAUAUGAUGAAAGUUGCAUUAAUGAGUUUAGAAUUGGAAUCACGAGCCAGUUAUCAUCAAUAUAUAAACAAGCACAAAUUGCAUUAUCUACACGACUUGCUCAGAAUGCAAGAAAAAGAGAUGAAGAAAGAUUUAAAAGAAAUGAGACUUUUAAUGGAGAAUCACAUUAUUUUUUAUCAGAAGUUUCUUCACGAUUUGAAAGUGUUCAUGAAAAGAGCAAAAAAGAUGUAUUACGCUAUCUAGUACCAUGGUUUCGAAAUGUUGAAUUAUUUAAUGAUACUGAUGAAUUACACCCAAUUAACUUUAUCAUGAUAUCAAAUCUCUUUUUCAUAACUGUUAAAUAUGGAGAUGUAUUUGUUAAAGACAUAGAGAAAAUUUGGCAACAAUUAGUAAUGAGAGAACAUGCUCAUAAUGUUCACGCAAUAGUGAAAUUUUUAAUUGAUGUAGGUUUGGAAAAAAGGAAUCCUAUAUUUGUCUUUCACGCCAAACGUGUUUUCGUUUACCUUGGACGAACUCCUACAUGUGCGGCUGUCAUUGAAACUUUAGUUGCAGAAAUUACACCAAAAUCAAUGACACCUCAACCAAAAGAAAUUAUUGAACGAGAAAAUUAUGGAGUUAAUGGAAUGUUUUUUGCGAAAAUUGAGGAAGCUAUGCCACAACAUCAUAAACGACCUAUAUUUUCAUCUGGGCAAUUGGCUAUUUUAUAUAUGGUUGAUAUGGCUAUUGAAUCAGGAACAGAUUUUGAACUUCAUCUUCCAAGGAUACUUCAUGCAUUAUUUGUUCAAUUAGAUUCUGUAAAUCCUCUUAUAAGUGAAGAAACAAGAGCACUUUUAGUAAAUUUGAUUCAUUCAAUAAUUAUUAGUAAAUCCGUUUACCCAGAAGUUAUUAAAUUAGGACAUUCUUUAGUAGCGGAAUUAAAAGCUAAGGAAGGUUCACAGUUAUGGGCAUACGAAGAUAUUACAUAUUAUAAUCGAAAUAUAAAAAGUUUGAAAGAUCUUGAAAGAUUAUCUAAAGACAUUGUUACAAUAUUUGGAGCAAUUGUAUAUGGAGAAAAUAAUCGAGAAGAUCUUAAACAAAGUUGGGGGGAAAUGGCAUUAAAAUGGGCGACUUCAUGUUCUGUUCGUCAUAUAGCAUGUCGAUCUUUUCAAAUAUUUCGUUCACUUAAUCCAGUAUUUAACGAACAUAUGUUGUUUGAUGUAUUAACUCGUUUAUCUAAUACAAUAUCUGAUAAUUCAGAUGAAAUACAAGGAUUUGCCUUAGAAAUAUUAAUUACUCUUAGUCAUGUCGUAGAUUGGUUAGAUCCAGAUACCAAAGAAAUUUAUCCACAAUUAUUAUGGACAAUAAUUGCAUGCCUUCAAACUACCAAUGAACCCGAAUAUUUGGAAGCUUUAUCAAUUUUAGAUAAACUUUUGGAUAAAUUUAAUCUUUCUGAUGAGGUUAAUCAAGAAAUAUUUUGGGGAUAUUUUCCAGGACAUAAAUGGCGUGGACAAUUUAUAGGGAUUCAACCAUUAUUAUUGAAAGGAUUAUAUUCAUCAACAGCAUAUCAGAAAACAUUUGAUAUGCUCAAGAAAUUAUUAUUUUUACAAGAUGUUCAACUUGUUGACCCUACACCAGCUCGAUAUUUAUAUUUAAUUCUUGCCAAUUUACCUAGACUUGUUCAUUCAUUGGAAGACGAAUCUAUUCGUAAUGAAUGUUUUGAAUGGACGAAAUAUUUAGCAGAUAUUGUAGAACAAGAAGGUCGACAUGGACUUGCAAGAGUAUUAAAUUCAUUUAAUAAAGGAAGGUUUAGAGCGAAAGAUGAUUUUUUGAAACAAAUAAUAUUAGUAAUUCGAGAUAAUUAUUUUCCUGAUUAUGAAGUACAAACAUUAUUAUUUCUUAUGAGCUUACUUUCAAACAAUACACAUUAUUUUAAGUUAAAGGUAAUGACAAUUAUUAAGAUGAUGUUACCACACGUAAAUACACAAAGACAGGAAUUUAUGACAAUUGGAUCAGAAUUAAUAUUACCACUUCUUCGACUUUUACAUUCACCAUAUUCACAAGAAGCAUUAGAAGUAUUAGAUGAAGCAAUUUCUAUAACAGUUACAUCAAAAGAUCCCAAAAUUAUAAGAAUGAGUAUAGGAUCACGUAGAGGGAAAGAUAUGGAUGGAACAGUUAGUUUAUUUGGAGAUCCCGAUGAUAAUGGAUGGUCAAUUCCUGAUAAACAAACAGCGAUGGAAACUACAAGAUCAAAUGUACAAGCAGUAUGUUGUAUGUGUAAUGUAACAACUCAACAAGAUCAAGAUAUUCAAUUAUUUGAUGAUUUUAAUGAUAGUUUUGCUGGAUAUGGAACAGAAACACCAACAAGAGAUUCCAAGUUUCGUGAUAUUGUUUCUAAACUUCAAGAUUUAAAUGAAUAUUUUCUUCCAAAUGAAGAUACAAUUAGUAGUAAUGGAAGUGUUGCAGGUAGUAAUAGUGGAAGAACAAUGAAAUUAUCAGCAUAUAAAAUACCUAAUAUAAUAGAACAAGAGUAUGAUGAAUAUUAUGAUUUCGAUGAUGAAAUGGGAGGGCCAAGUAAUUUAGAUGAUGAUUCAAGAGUAGAAGAAAUUUUAGAGAAGAGUUUAUCAAAACCUAAAUCCCUUAAAUCGCUUAAAUCACAAGUCGAUAUAGGUGAUAAUAAUAGUGAAAAUAAUAUUCCAACAUAUGAUUCAAGAGAACGAGAUGAAUCUUUACAAAAUAUUAGUUCAGCAUCAUCAACGGAAGAAGAAGAUUCAUAUACAGUUGAUGACAAUGAAUCAUUACUUUCGGAAGGAAAUAAUAGUUCAUUUAACUUGGAAAAUAUAAUUCAAAGGUCAAGGGGAUCAAUUAGUGGGACAUUGCAUAAUCACACAUCUUCAGUGUGA